Molecule: messenger RNA, 1898 nt
Organism: Quercus lobata
Lineage: Eukaryota; Viridiplantae; Streptophyta; Magnoliopsida; Fagales; Fagaceae
Product: threonine synthase, chloroplastic-like
Exons: 1
Coding region: 64-1665 (533 amino acids)
Biological process (GO): amino acid metabolic process
Molecular function (GO): pyridoxal phosphate binding
Source: RefSeq, a predicted model, not a curated record
CCCAUCUCUCAUUAACAACACAUACAAACACACACAAAAAACACAACAAAAAACCCAUUUUCCAUGAUGGCUUAUACUUGUUCUUCUCCUUCUUCCUCUACCUCCUCUUUCUUCUCCAUCAAACCCAAAACCCCAUCUCCCAAACCCCAUUUCCCAAAACCCCAUUUCAUCAAAGCCUCCACAAACCCAUCUCCUCCACCACCACCACAACAACAGCCAAAACCCAUCUCAGUCUCCAAACCCCGCCGCCCACUCGACGAAAACAUCCGCGACGAGGCUCGCCGCAACAACCCAACGUAUUCCCACCUCUUCUCCGCCAAGUACGUCCCUUUCAACCCGGACCCAUCUCACCAAACCUCCGACGAGUCCUACUCCCUCGACGAGAUCGUGUAUCGCUCUCGAUCCGGCGGGCUGCUCGACGUCGAGCACGACAUCGCCGCCUUGAAAACCUACGACGGCAAGUACUGGCGCGACCUCUUCGAUUCCCGCGUCGGCAAAACCACGUGGCCUUACGGCUCCGGCGUCUGGUCCAAGAAAGAAUGGGUCCUCCCGGAGAUCGACGACGCCGAUAUCGUGUCGGCUUUCGAGGGAAACUCUAACCUUUUCUGGGCUGAGCGUUAUGGCAAACAGUUUCUGGGCAUGAAUGAUUUGUGGGUUAAACACUGUGGGAUUAGCCAUACUGGGAGUUUCAAGGAUUUGGGUAUGACUGUUUUGGUGAGUCAAGUGAAUCGGCUUCGAAAAAUGAACCGUCCUGUUGUUGGGGUUGGCUGUGCCAGCACCGGAGACACCUCGGCCGCGCUUUCGGCCUAUUGUGCCUCUGCUGGGAUUCCCUCCAUUGUUUUCUUGCCUGCUAAUAGAAUCUCCAUUGCCCAGUUGGUUCAGCCCAUUGCCAAUGGCGCUUUCGUGUUGAGCCUCGACACUGAUUUCGAUGGAUGUAUGCAUCUCAUCCGUGAGGUAACCUCUGAAUUGCCCAUUUAUUUAGCUAAUUCAUUGAAUAGUUUGAGAUUAGAGGGUCAGAAAACUGCUGCUAUUGAGAUUUUGCAACAAUUUGAUUGGCAAGUGCCUGAUUGGGUUAUAGUUCCGGGUGGGAAUCUUGGGAAUAUAUAUGCUUUUUAUAAAGGUUUCCAUAUGUGUAAAGAAUUAGGCCUUGUGGAUAGGAUUCCUAGGUUAGUUUGUGCUCAGGCUGCCAAUGCAAACCCGCUUUACUUGCAUUACAAGUCAGGGUGGAAGGAUUUCAAGGCUGUAAAGGCGAAUGCUACGUUUGCAUCCGCUAUUCAGAUAGGUGAUCCCGUUUCGAUUGAUAGAGCAGUGUAUGCCCUGAAGAAUUCUAAUGGGAUUGUUGAGGAGGCAACUGAGGAGGAGUUGAUGGACGCUAUGGCGGAGGCGGAUUCAACUGGGAUGUUUAUAUGCCCGCAUACGGGUGUUGCAUUGACUGCAUUGAUUAAGUUGAGGAAGAGUGGGGUGAUUGGGAAGACAGAUCGGACGGUGGUGGUGAGCACUGCACAUGGGUUGAAGUUUACUCAAUCUAAGAUUGAUUAUCAUUCUAAGGAGAUUAAGGAUAUGGCGUGCCGGUUUGCUAAUCCGCCGGUUCAUGUCAAGGCUGAUUUUGCAUCGGUUAUGGAUGUGUUGCAGAGGUAUUUGUUGAGUAAGUCGCCGAAUCAUUAGGGCAUGAUUGAUUGUUGAGCAUUGUUAUUUGGUUUGGUUGGCUUUGGUGUUUGUUAUUUUUGUUUUGCUUCUUGUUGUUCGAUGUAGGACAAGGAAAUGUUUAAGAUGAGUAACUGUUAUAGUCUUAUAUAAGCUUUGAUAGGAAAGGAGUUUAGUUGUAACCUGUAAGGCAGCAUAGCCAAAUUUUGGACAAAUUCCUUGUAAUUUGAAUUCGACGACAUUUCUGUUUACUC